Schistosoma margrebowiei is the source of this 5782-nucleotide messenger RNA. Lineage: Eukaryota; Metazoa; Platyhelminthes; Trematoda; Strigeidida; Schistosomatidae. The record is from the annotation of a GenBank genome assembly.
UUUUAUUAUUAAGCACAUGAAACUGUUUUCUCUUAAUGAAAGUGGAUUAUCAAUUAAUUUAUCUAAUAUAGAACUAAGACUCGUAAACAGCAAACUGUUGUCAUAAUAUGUAGUGAUGUAUUAUGUUAUUAUUUUUCAUCAAAAUUCAAAAUUACAAAUUGAAUUCAAUUAUAAAUCGUUUAAGAGAAACUCUCUAGGCAUCUUUUGAAUUUCAAGUUCCAAUUAACUAGAAGAAUUGAUAACCAGAAAAACAUGUGCAAUUUAUUCAAUUCAUACUUAUAUUUUAUCAGUUUAAUUCACUUACCAUAUUAUUUAACACAAACUGAUUGGGAUAUUCGAGCCAAUGUUAUUUUUCCUUCACUGUCUUCAUCAUCUUCGACAACUCCAAUAACUGUAGUUUCACAAAAAUCUACAAAAUAUAAUGUAGGUAAUGAAAUGAAAAAUGCAGUAACUGAAAGUAGUAGAACAAGCAUACUACAACCUGUUGAUGAAGUUAUUGAAAAACAAGAAAUUAGAAUAGAUUGUUUGGAAGCAUUGCACAAUUGUGAAUCCAUUAGUGGAAUAUGUAAAGUGGAUGUAGAUAUUUUCAAAACAUUUUGUGGAGAUUGGACUGAUGAGCGCAGUUUAAUGGGAUGUCAGCGUAAAUAUUUACGAGAAUGUCAAUCAGCUCUUAGAACUAUGAAUCUCGGACGUCCAGGAUUAAAGCAUUGUAUAUGUGAUAGUCGGUCUAGCCGUUCGAUUGAUGACUUAACCAAAUGUAAUCUACUUAGAAAAAAUUUAAACAAUCAUCCAUGUUUGGCUGAACCACCAAUAUUUCUUCGUGAAUUACAUACAUCUGGAAAUUUUCGCCAUGAGUCUAGAAAGGAAAUAAAACCAGAAAGUAAACCUACUCAAUCAACAAGUAAUAUGAAUACAAAUGUGAAACGUCUCAAUACAACAUCACUAUUGGUCGAACCCUUUGUAUCGUCUAUACCAAUGACUACAGAAUCUCCUAUCACUAUGAAUACGCUGUCUAGUGUAGAAUCAUCUAACAGUGAAUUAGUUGAUCAGCAUUUGAACAAAAAUAAACAAAAUACAAGUUGUUUGGAUUUACUUGAAAAUUGCACUAAAUUGCCGGCAUGUGCCAUCGCACUUAAUAAAUUCCGUGCAUUAUGUACUGUUAGAACUUGUAAUAAGUUGAAAUCACAAUGUUUAGAAGCAUCAAAGAAAUUUCUUCAACUUAAAACACAUAUGAAUUGUGACUGUAAAAGUGAAUUAAACGAAGGCAGGUAUCGUAGAUGUUUAGAUUAUAAAGAGGCUGUAAUUGAUAAUAAAUGUGUUGAAAUUUCAUCAAACCAAGAAAUAAACCUGGUUAAUGGAAACGAAUUGGAAUAUUCUUUCGUAAAUAUGAAUAUGGAAAAAAAUUUAGCAACUAUUCCAGUUUCACCAGACUAUCAUACAGCUGUUCAAAAUAAUUCAACAAGUUUAGAAAAUGAAACAUUAUCAGUAUUACACCAUUCACAAUUUAUCAGUUCUAAUAUUAGUGGUCAAAGAUCAAACGAAUUAACUGAUAUAGAAACAAUUGUUUUUGAAACAUGGAAUAAUAAAAUAGAAUGUUAUUCAAUAUUUUAUGAAUGUCUUCGUGAACCUGUUUGUCUUCAGCAUUUUGUAAAUCUUCGUUAUGGAUGCGCACAGAUGAAUAGGCAGUUUAUUGCCUGUAGAAAUCCAAAUCAGUGUAUAAACUCACUAGAACUUUUUUACAAGGAAACAAAUUCUCUGGUAAAUAAAGCCAUAUCAUGCACUUGUGCAGUAAAUGAUUUGGAUUGUCAGCAGAUUCAAAAUGUAUUUGUACCCAGAUGUAUUCGUCAGUCAUAUGGAUUGAGGAUGGAUUGCUAUCAAGCAUGGGUUAAGUGUCAGAAUGAUCCAGUUUGUAGGACAAGUUAUGAUCUACUAGUUUCAGAAUGUCAUACUUCAAAUGGACUUUGUUACUUAAAUCCAUCUGCCUGUUUAAACUCUUACCGAAGAUUAUGGAGUGGUCCAUGGGCUGGUGGUUGCAGUUGUGAAGUAACACGACCAAAGUUAAAUCCAUCAAAUAAUGUACUAACAGGAUGCAGUGAAUUCGGUAGAAUUUUAACACAACCUCCUUGCGUUGAAAUCACUCCCGAAACACAUCAAUUAGAAAGCCCAACUUUAACUCACAAUCCAUUAUAUUGUAAAAUGAUGAAAAAACUACAAAUGCCUUCUGAAGAUUUUGUCAGAAUUCCAUCUUUGCGUGAUUAUCAAGAAGAAGGGCAGCUUGCACGAAAUUGUUCUUUACUAUGCAAUUGUCACGUUGGUUGUCGAUAUGAAAUGUGUUAUGAAACAGAGAUGAAAACUUGGCAUGCUUAUUCUUUAUCUAAUCGUACUAGUCAAAAUGUUACUUUACCAACACGAAUACAGACAAUCAAUAUUUAUCAAGCAAAUUUAUCAUUAGGUUGUCUUUAUCUACCAAAAUUUAAUCGUCACUGUGUAUGUUAUGCAUAUGAUCAUGUUGUCUGUGAUGUAUUCAUUCCGAAAAACCAAUAUUUUUUAACAGGUCAUAAACUAUUGAUUGAUUUCGAUGUGGAAAUGUAUUCUACAACGAUUGAUUUGCUGGCUGAUGAUAAAUCACUUUCAGAAUAUGAAUUUUAUGGAAGUAUUAUUCAACUUGAAUUUCUGCUGACCAAUUUCUUAGCACAUUUAUUUGGACAGAAAAGCUGUCGGUUGAUAUUAUCUGCAUAUCAAACAAUCGAUGAUAAACAUUUCUGGUUAAAACAACAUUCAACCAACAAUAAUUCGAAUAAGUUAUUAAAACGAUUAGAAUAUCUACUGGCGAUCAAUUUAGAUACAUCUUUUCCGACAGAAAAUAAAACUUCUGUAUGUUUAAAACAAAAUGUAUUGUUAAAAUAAUUAUGCUUGUUAAUUUUACAAGUUGAUAUUGUAGAAUUUUUCUAUUUUACUGAGUUGUAGUUUGUAGAUUCAUGUAACGGGAAAACUGACAGUUCACUGGGAUCGUUUGCGAUUACACAAUGUUCAAGUUGUUUGAUAUCUUAUGCAGUCAUGCGUUAACAAUUUCUUUCAUGUUAAGAAAGUAAAUUAUUUCAUCUGACUUUAUUGAUAUUUAUUGUAAUUAGUAGUUUGAGGACUGAAACUACUGGAAGUAUGCAAACGUUCAUAGUCCUGCCGUUAAUUGAUAACAAAACAUGUCAUAUUUAUCAACGUACAUUAUAAUAAUUUACACAAAUAUUAAAAUUUGUGCCGAAGAUGUCACUUAUUAGUAGUACUGUAGUGAACAAUACACGGGUGGGGACAAUCGAAUGUAAAUAACACAGCAUUACAGAGCAUGUCAAUAAAAUCUGAGAACCAUAUAUCGAAUCGUUAAUUUGCAAAAUGUCUACCAGUUGUUUCAAAAUGCCACAGACUUCAUUGUCCUUGCAUUUUUAUACAAAUUGCAUUCUAUUCCCACUCUUGCUUUCUUAAACUUCCCCCAUCUUCUGCUGCCAGACAUUACAUUUCUGACUCGCGUCAUAUACUACUUAUAUCAAUAUAAGUAGCACGCACCACAGUAUGUUUAUAUAUAAAUACAUAUAAAUACAUAUAAUUGUUUAAUGACAAGAAAGUUUGACUAAAAUGAAUUAACUAGGAAAAUAUUCAAUUAUGACUGAACAAGGAAACUUUAUCUACCUUUUCUCAGCAUUGAUUGAUAAAUUUACAAAGGAAAAUAUAAUGAUGGCAUAUAUUCAAACAAGUAAACUCAAUAAAUAAAAUCAGUAUCUAUGGACAAAUUGUUGGGCAAUAUAAACAAAUUUAACUCACAGAUCCACAUCAGAAAACUGAUAUCUUUAAUUUGUAGCCGAAUUUUAUUGUUCAUAGGAUUUAUUACUCAGGAAAGUGUUAAAAAUGAUGCUUUAAUGGCUUAAGAAGAAAACGAUACAAGUUUUUCUUUAAAUAAGUGCAUGUACAAUAUGCUUUAAAAUCCAAGAAACUAACAUAUUCAAAUGGUCAUAUUUCAAUUACAAGAUUGAUGAUCUGUGUAACAUGAAGUCUUUGACACUUUACUAGUCAUAUUCAUACUCUCAGAUUUUGUAGUAAAUGUUUUUUGUCAUUCAAUAAUCAUAACUAUACGAGAUGUUUUCAUUCAUUUACAUUUUAGUUAUGCAUUAAUCUACUAGAAGUUCUAACUAUAAUGAUCAAUGAUCAAUAUCCACAAAUAAGAUAUCAUGCUAAGUUUUCAACAUUUCAAAAAAGCAUUUUUAAAGCACCAGGAUUUAAUGAACAUUAUGAUUUAGAUAGAACUCUUGAUAAAACAUAUCGUUUACAACAAUUACAACGUCAACAACAACAACAACAACAGCAACAAGAAACUCAAGCUUGGAGGCAUAUAAGAACAUCAGUACAAAUGCAAAGUAAUAAUAAACUAGAAAAAAAUAAUUCUCAUAAAACGUACAUUUUGAGUUACUCCAUAUGUAGUAUUUUAUUAAUUUUUACUAUGUCUACCAACUUUUUUUAAAAAGUAAAUUCAAUGAAUGUUAAAGUAUGAACUAUGUAGUUUCAUUCAACAAUUCCAUUUAGAUUAGGUAAAGAAAAACAAAUUAAAAGUUCACAGAGCAUAAUUAAUAAAAUAAGAUUUACAAAUCACCGUAUCUAUUCUUUUGUGAUGUGUAUAUGUGUGUACAUUUUAUAGUUCUUCUUCAUGUUAGCUAUCAUUUUUAAUGUAUACUAUUGUUAAUAGGUGUGCUUUUAUGUCUUGUCUUAGCAGUAAGCUUACAGAUCUUAUUUUUUAAUGAAUAUUAAGAAGUAAAAACAUGUAUUUUAAUGCUACAUUAUGAUGAUUUAUCAUUCCAUUGAUUAAAUUGUUCUGUUCACGCAUUUUGAAUACCAGUCCUAUGCUUUGGUGAUCUAAUGUUUUAGAAAAAAAAAACUCUUUCAUAUUGAUAUGUUAGAUUGAAAAACAAAAAUAAAUUUUUAUAACAAACUAUGCUUUAAUAUACAUAUCUUAAUUGCAAUUUAUAUUUCCUGUACAAAAACGACAUGAAUUUUUGUUUGUAUUCAAGUUUCUUCAUUGUGUCCUCGAUUUGCCUAUGAUGUUUUUACACUGCAUUUGUAAAACUAUUUCAUAUAUACGUUCAAAAGAAAGAUAAUGUAAUUAUACAAAGAAAUGACAUAAUACUAUAUGAUACAAAUAAAUAAUUCAUUAAAACACUUUGCUACUGUUUAAUAACUUUUUUGAUGAUGUAUAGACAAUAUUUUACUGGCAAGAAUUGUUGUUUUGUUCUCCUGUUCUCUAUUGUUUCCUUGCUUUGAUUUUUUGUGAAAUAAAUGAUUAGAUUUUAUUCACCAACCCUCCCCCCUUUUAAAGUUAAUAUUUCACAAAAGUGCAAUCGUUUUGGCUUAAAAGAAUGUAAAAGUAAAUUUGUUUCAUUACUGAUUUAAGUCCUUUAUCAAUUACUUUCUUUAUCAGUAGAAUGGAGCAAAGUAUAACUUGAAAAAAGUUUUUGACUAAUAUUUCUACCUCAUGUUUUUGUUUUUUGAAAUAGAAAAAAACACUUCAUUUUACCGGUUUAUUUAUGUAUUCGUUUAUGUAAAUUGUAUGUGUUUGUUAUUGUUCUGUGAUAUGUCCUAAAGCACCAUACCAAAAAUAUAUCUAAGAUUAUGUGUGGUUAUUCUAAUUUUGCAUUUCACCCUAAUCUUAACAGGUAAAAAGUACAUCGCCUUAAGAUUAAUUGAAUUGGUGCUUCAUUGAAAUACAUAAUUCUAAUGUUUUACCCUGGUAUUCAUCAUCUAC